AGCAGUGAGAAGAUGGCUCUAGCGCUUCACAAGGGACGUUUUGUUUUCUUCAACACAUCAUUAUAGUCAGAAUGGUCUGCAAAACAGUCCUCGCUAGCGUGGCCAUUGGUACCAUUGCUUUAGCCACUGCCUUCACGCCGAAUCUUAACGCAGCAGGGGAGGAGUUACGGUUGAUCAAGACGUCUGAUGUUGACAACGGCACAUGGUACACCGAGCAAGAGAAGCUGGAUCUUUUCAUCUCAACACCUUCAUGUGCCCACUUCAUGGACAUCACGGAGACUCAGGUUCGUCAGAUGCUUGUUGAUGCACGCGAGGCCUAUUUUGACAAACGCCAAUCUGCAACGUUCCCUUCGGCGGCCGCUCACCAAGCAGAGGCAAACCCCUUGAUCGAUCAAAUUAGCAAGACCAACCCCAAGACCUGGGCUACGACAUUGACCAAUAUUCAUAACCGGUACUACAAGGGAUCUUAUGCUGCAUCAUCAGCCACGACUGUCUACAAUCUCGUCAAGAAUGUUGCUGCUGCGAACACGAAGAUCACUAUCAAGCAGUUUACUCACAGCUACAACCAACCGUCUGUGAUCGCCACGAUUCCUGGAACCUCGUCCAACGUUAUCAUUGUAUCUGGACACUUCGACUCGAUUAAUCAGGCCAAUCCUACAACGGGUCGGGCUCCUGGGGCCGAUGACAACGCCUCCGCCGUUGUCACCAUCCUUGAGUCUCUCCGUGUUUUGGCAGCGGCCAAGUAUGCCCCGAAGAACACCCUCGAGUUCCACUUCUAUUCUGGCGAGGAAGGCGGUCUCUUGGGUGCUCGUGCUAUCAUGCAAGACUACGUCAACCGCAGCGUCAAGGUUCUUGCUGUCAUGAACCAAGACAUGACUGCGUAUUCUCCCAAUCACAAUAUCGCAGUCUAUACUGACUACGUGAGCACACCGCUGAGCAACUUUAUCAUUAAGUUGGUGCCGGUGUACACUGCUCUGCCGGUGAUUACGGAUCGAUGUGGGUACGCUUGCAGUGACCAUGGUGCUGCAUAUGACGCGGGCUACCCUGCUGCCUACGUCUGUGACGAGAACAUGGUGGACGCGACGCCUUACCUUCACACCGCCAACGAUGCGCUUUCGACUAUGGACUUCGACCACUUGCACCAACAUGUGCGUUUGACAGUAGGUUUCCUGGUGGAGGGCUCCUACUUUUGAGCAGCCUCCGAUGGAAUAAGAGCGUCGCUUGACAGGCGUGCUUCAGGACGUAGUCGAAUGCAGUCAACAUUUCCUAUUGUUAGCGCCUUCUAC
Macroventuria anomochaeta is the source of this 1286-nucleotide messenger RNA. RefSeq names its product bacterial leucyl aminopeptidase. Gene Ontology annotation, biological process: proteolysis. Bases 72 to 1193 code for a protein of 373 amino acids. The record is from RefSeq and is a predicted model, not a curated record. Gene Ontology annotation, molecular function: metalloexopeptidase activity. The transcript has 4 exons. Lineage: Eukaryota; Fungi; Ascomycota; Dothideomycetes; Pleosporales; Didymellaceae.